Molecule: messenger RNA, 1458 nt
Organism: Medioppia subpectinata
Lineage: Eukaryota; Metazoa; Arthropoda; Arachnida; Sarcoptiformes; Oppiidae
Source: the annotation of a GenBank genome assembly
ACAACAUUAUCGCCGGUCGGCUACACGUCGUCGUCGGAGGCGUUGUCCUUAUAUCCGCCCGAACUGGCCGUUGACGGCAAUAAGAGGUCGUGUUUUUACAGCAAUCGCCGAAAGCCCAGGUGGUGGAGGAUGGAUAUGGGCACUCCUCACACCGUCAUCUCAGUCUCCAUUACUGUCCCCUUUGCCAGCUCUGAACAUCACUUCACAAUAUAUGUGAUUGAAGUGAACGACACGACGACUGCCACCAAAUACCAGAAGUGCGCCUCUUUUAGGGUGAACGACACGACGACUGCCACCAAAUACCAGAAGUGCGCCUCUUUUAGGGGUAUCUUCUCGUCGCAGACAAUGGUCUUGAGUUGCGGUAAUCUGAAGGGAAUCAUCGGAUCUGUGCUUCACAUCGAAGACAAUUCGCAACAUUUGGAUCACUUUGGCUUAUGUGAAGUCGAGGUUUUCGUCCGCAAAGACUACUACGAGUGCGGACAACCGGAGAUCCCAACCAACUCUUAUAUGUUAGACAAACCGAGUCAUAUCGUCACUUAUGGCUGUCAUAACGGCUAUAAACUCGAGGGCUCUAACCAAAGGUCGUGUAUGAAGACCGGCCAAUGGACUGGCAGUCAACCCAUCUGUCGGGAAAUCAAUUGUCCCAAACCUAUCCCUAUAGACAACGGCAACUACAGGCUUAGCGGCCAAACAAAUGAUAGGCCAGCGCUGGGCAGUAGAGUGGUCUACACCUGUCAACAGGGAUAUACAACUCUGGGAGCAAAUGAUACCCAAUAUUGUCAAGAGAAUGGCACGUGGACUGGACUACAGCCCGAUUGUCACCCCAUCGAUUGCGGUCUUCCUAACGAUAACAGCGAGUAUUUGGGCGGAAGAUUCAAACUAUUGAAUACAUCCACUAAAUAUGCAUCAAUGGCUGAACUGAUCUGUUUUAGUGGCAAAAUAUCGGGUCUAUUCAUUCGUUGCGGCGAAGAUGGCUUGUGGUCAGGACUCGACUCCACUUGCAUUUACAAUAAAGUGAAUUACUAUACGGCCAAUGCAUCAGAAAGUAUUGGACAGAAAAAUUCAGACAUAAGUGUGUCGGCAAUAUUGGCGACGGUUAUUGUGGCCGUACUUCUCAUACUAAUUGUAUUAGUCUUCCUAUUAUUCAAAAAAAAAAUAUUGCACAUAAAGUGCUCGACACCGGCGCUAAACAUAGUGGGCAGUCGACGGACCUCAUGGGCUCUGGAAGCGCUGCGAUCAACAAAUCUUCAGCUGAGAAAACCGUUUAGAUUUCAGAGCAAUACUUCUGUCAAACAGGAAACUAAUAGACAUCCGAUUCAGUCGUCCAUUAAAACUGUUUCGUCAAACUUAGAGAAUGUUUACGAAGAAAUUGCUAACUUUUCUUCAAAUCCCAUCUCAAAUGAAACAGAAGAGAAAAUCCGAAGAGCGGCUAUAAUAGCGGCCGAAUUGGCUGCCAUA